UGCUGGCACAGUCUCACACAUAUACUAUAAAAAUAUUACUCUCAAACUUUCCACUAUUAGUCACAAUAAUCAAUCAUACAUACUAAAAUCAAACACUUACAGAGCCACCUAAAUUCUCCGUACUAUCCAGACAUAAAGGCGGUGGACGUGCAGAGAGUGACAAAGCUGCUAGGGUUACACAUGGGUAGAAAGAAGCUAGUCAUCAAGAGAAUCGAAGAUAAGUGUAAUCGACAAGUGACUUUUUCCAAGAGAAGAAAGGGAUUGUUCAAAAAAGCCCAGGAUCUUUCUAUUCUCUGUGAUAUACAAAUUGCAGUGAUUGUUUUCUCUAGCCGCAACAAGCUUUACCAGUUUUCGUACGGCAACAGUAUGACUGAAAUUAUUCAACAAUAUUAUGAUGUUACCGAUUCAGACGAUGGGGAAGCCACCAAAAAUCAUGAACACAAGAAAUCAAAAUAUGCAAGUACUGGUGCUAAUGGAAAUUACUUGCAAAGAGUUGAAAGGUACCUCGAUGAACUAAAUUUUGAUCAGCUCACCUUGGAUGAUCUGGUGCAACUGGAGUUAGAUAUGAAAACUGCCAUAGCACAAACAAGAGCAACAAAGGCCUCAGUCGAUAGACAGACACGGAUGAUGGCACCAAUAACAACUCUCCAGGAAAAGGAAAGGUUGCUCAGAGAAGAAAAUGAGAUCUUGGUGCAGCAGAUAUCUGCAAUGGCAAAACAAAAUGACAAUAACAGAGAGGCGGAUAUAGAAAUGCACGACCGUGAAAAAAAUGAGACAAAUCAUUCACCGUUGCAGCGCACACUAAAGUUGCUUUUUUAGUUGGAUCUUUCAGAACCUGCACGUAGACAUCUCUGAUCAGAAACUCGGACGAAACAAUAGCAUUUCACUGUUGUUGCUUCUAAAAGCUCUAGUUUCUUGCUUUUUACUUAGCAACGCUAAACGGGAAUUCGCCUUUUUACUAAAGGCCAGGAUAAUUAAUCUUUGGAAGCAUGUUUUUUUGUUUGUUUGCUCUGUAGAGUUUGCUCGGUCUUUGUAAUGCUUAAAGUGUGGUUUUUUGUGCUAUUUUCUUUGUAGUCUUUACUUUAUCAUGUACCACAUGAUCACAAUUGCCAGAAAAGGUGAUUAAUAUGGUGGCAAUAAUGAUUUCAGACAUUUCCAAA
Daucus carota subsp. sativus is the source of this 1160-nucleotide messenger RNA. RefSeq names its product MADS-box protein FLOWERING LOCUS C. Lineage: Eukaryota; Viridiplantae; Streptophyta; Magnoliopsida; Apiales; Apiaceae. The coding region runs from base 181 to 819 and encodes 212 amino acids. Gene Ontology annotation, molecular function: DNA-binding transcription factor activity, RNA polymerase II-specific; protein dimerization activity; RNA polymerase II cis-regulatory region sequence-specific DNA binding. Gene Ontology annotation, biological process: positive regulation of transcription by RNA polymerase II. The record is from RefSeq and is a predicted model, not a curated record. Gene Ontology annotation, cellular component: nucleus. The transcript is spliced from 8 exons.